UUAGCAUGCUCAACUUUCUGAAAGACUUGAAUUUGAGCCAAAAUCCAAUUUCCUGUCCCCCAGAGAGCAUCAUGCAUCUUAGCAGGCUUCAAAACCUUUCACUAACUUCGUGUACAAGGCUAAAAUCAAUCAGUGAAAUUCCAAAUGGUGUCGACAUAGUGGAUGCAACUGAUUGUAUAUCCUUGGAGAGAGUAUGUGGCCUACUUAGUUCAUGUGGUGUACUUUACCUAAAUUGUGCUAAUCUGGUUCAGAUGGAUCCUUAUUUCAAGUUAGAACCUCUUGAAAAUGUUAAUGAAGAAAUUCUCAGAUAUUUGAAUCUUUCAAACUUGGAACUGAUUAGAAAUGUUACUUUUGGAUUAAGAUUCGACAUUGAGAAAUUGCAUUCAAAUGCAAUGGGAUUUCCAAAAUUCGUCCAAAAUGAUAUGGCUAAAAUACAACGUCUCCCACCUAAGAGGCUUCCAGCUCAGGGAUUUUACUGCAACGGCAUCUUCUCCACAUUCUUGUUGAGUGAACACAUGCCAAGUUGGUUUAACACGCUAAGUUAAGUGUGCCUUUCCAUACAUCAUUUAGGGUGACUAAUCCUGAUAAUCAUCGAGUUCGUGGCUUAAGCUUUUGCUUGGUGUAUACAUGUUUGGAGAGUAAGGAAAUUGUAACUGAGGGAUUUUUACCAUGCAUUUCAAUCAAUAACUUGUCGCGAAGAAUGAAGUGGCGGCAAGAUCCUUUGUUCCUAGGUAUUCCUGAAGGUGAAGAGCGGAUGAUGUGGUUAAGUUAUUGGGAUAUUGGAGAUUCAUUGCAACCCGGUGAUAUUAUUGAGGCUUUAGCCAGUGUGGAAUUUGAUAAAAAAUGUUUCAGUAUCAAGGAGGUUGGGAUGAGAACUAUAUUCCUGGACGAACAACAAUACUGGAAUAAAGAAUCAACUUUUGAAGUUGAAGAGUUUUCAAGGCCAAGGCAUCAGAAUUUGCUCCUUGUCAGAGUCUUCCCAAAAUGAUG
Messenger RNA from Lycium ferocissimum, 990 nucleotides. RefSeq lists its product as uncharacterized. The coding region runs from base 6 to 545 and encodes 179 amino acids. NCBI's taxonomy places the organism in Eukaryota, Viridiplantae, Streptophyta, Magnoliopsida, Solanales, Solanaceae. The transcript is spliced from 2 exons. The record is from RefSeq and is a predicted model, not a curated record.